AUGAUUGUAGAGCCAAACCAAGAAUUCCAAGGAUUGGUUUGUGAAGGGGCUAAUGUUCUUCCAGCAAAGUUUAUAGAGGAUUCUUUUCGGGAUGGAUAUGGAAAGGUUGUUAAUAUUAGGCGUUUAGAUGAAGUAAUAGAUUCAAUAAAUGGCUGGUACAUGGAGCGGGGGCUUUUUGGCUUGGUGUCUGGUGUUGAGAUUCUAUCUGGGGGUAUUAUUAGGCUACAAGUGUCUGAAGCUGAGGUCAAUAAUAUCUCCAUACGUUUUCUUGAUCGGAAGACAGGUGAGCCUACUGUUGGGAAGACAAAGCCCGAAACAAUACUUCGGCAACUUACCACCAAGAAAGGGCAGGGCUGUUCUUGUGGUGCACCACUAUGGUGCUUAUCAAUGGAAUGUUUUCCUACUAAGAAGCCUUGA
Thlaspi arvense is the source of this 417-nucleotide messenger RNA. NCBI's taxonomy places the organism in Eukaryota, Viridiplantae, Streptophyta, Magnoliopsida, Brassicales, Brassicaceae. The record is from the annotation of a GenBank genome assembly.